Messenger RNA from Stegastes partitus (bicolor damselfish), 2066 nucleotides. RefSeq names its product glutamyl-tRNA synthetase 2, mitochondrial (gene ears2). The coding region runs from base 209 to 1837 and encodes 542 amino acids. NCBI's taxonomy places the organism in Eukaryota, Metazoa, Chordata, Actinopteri, Pomacentridae. Gene Ontology annotation, cellular component: mitochondrion. The record is from RefSeq and is a predicted model, not a curated record. Gene Ontology annotation, molecular function: tRNA binding; zinc ion binding; ATP binding. Gene Ontology annotation, biological process: glutamyl-tRNA aminoacylation. The transcript is spliced from 10 exons.
GGAACUUGUAGGACUGCUGUGUUUCGUGUUACCGUCUUGCUGUUGCCGGUUUGGAUGUUGUGUCGCAUGUUGUGUCACCGACACUGGCAGCUAGCUCGUUAGCUAGCUAGUCGAGCAACUAACUCCACAUGAUGCUGUUCAUGUCACCGGUGUGACCCACAGGACGUGUGUCUCGGCGUUAAAAUAAAUUAUAGCACGUUUUGCCACCAUGUCGCCGUGGUUGAAUUCUUGUCAGCGGCGUUUCCUGCACAGCUUGGUCCUUCACAGAGGGUUUCGCUGCCUGACAGCGGUCACAAACAGACGGGCUGAGCUUCAGCUGCACUCCGCUGUUAGCAGACGCUGCUCCACGGUGCAGGGCGAGGUGAGGGUCCGGUUUGCCCCCAGUCCCACAGGCUUCUUACACCUCGGAGGUCUCCGAACUGCUCUAUACAAUUAUAUCUUUGCAAAAAAGUAUGGAGGCUCAUUCAUCCUGCGACUGGAGGACACUGAUCAGAGCAGACUGGUACCAGGAGCUGCUGAGUCCAUAGAGGACAUGCUGGAGUGGGCUGGUAUACCUCCAGACGAGAGUCCUCGCCGAGGCGGGCCGGUGGGUCCAUACCUGCAGUCUCAGAGACUGGACCUCUACAGUCAGACAGCUCAGCAGCUUGUCGAGAGUGGUCAUGCUUACUACUGUUUCUGCAGCUCUCAGAGGCUGGAGCUACUGAGAAAAGAGGCUUUGAGGACUGCACAGACUCCAAAGUAUGACAACAGGUGUCGGCACCUGCGGACCGACCAGGUCCAAGAGAAGCUGGCUCAGGGAGCAUCACACGUGAUCCGAUUUCGUCUGGAAACUGGCGUUGAUCCUUUUCAGGAUCUGAUCUUUGGAUGGAAUCGUCAUGAGGUGGCAGAGGUAGAGGGAGACCCAGUGGUGAUAAAAGCUGAUGGUUUUCCCACCUAUCACCUUGCUAACAUAGUAGAUGAUCAUUACAUGAAGAUCAGCCAUGUGCUGCGGGGGUCUGAGUGGCUCAUCUCCACCUCUAAGCAUCUCCUCAUGUACCAGGCUCUUGGAUGGCAGCCGCCCACCUUCGGACAUCUGCCACUUCUGUUGAACAAAGACGGUAGUAAACUGUCUAAGAGACAAGGGGACAUAUUCAUUCAAAGCUUCCAGAGAGACGGGGUCCUGCAGGAGGCUCUGCUGGAUAUCACAACCAACUGUGGAUCUGGAUUCAACACUAAUCGAAUGGGGCGGAGGAUUGAUGAACUGAUAUCUGAGUUUAAUCCUUCAAAGAUCACAACUCAUUCUGCUUUGUUAGACCUGGAAAAACUACCAGAGUUCAACAGAAUCCACCUGCAGCAGCGAAUUGAAGACGAGGAGCAGUGCAAUUUGCUGAUAAAAGACCUGCGGGGACAAAUCCAGCAGGCUCACACAACAGAGAUUCAGGAUAAAGAAGUGCUACACGAGGAUUAUAUCAGGCGUGUGCUACAGCUUCGUAAGGGUCACAUAUCCUCCCUGAAGGAGCUCGUAAGCCCUCUUUACGCCUACCUGUGGGUGCGUCCUUCCUUCUCCAGCCAACAGGUGGCAGCACUCACUGCAGAGGCCCCGCACGUAGCUUCUUUAGUGCUGAGGUUGAUAGAGGAGCGGGGUGAGGAGCUGUCGGUGGAUCAACUCAGUAAAGACCUUAAGACUCUGGCAAAGCAGACGAAAGCCACCAAGUACAGAGAAUUGAUGAAGCUGUUGCGUCUGGUUCUCAGUGGUUUGCAGCAAGGUCCCAGUGUUGCUGAGAUGAUGGUGUCUCUGGGGCCUGCAGAGAUCAGCCAUCGAUUCCAGAAACUUCUGCUGCUUUCUGACAAUAAUUAAAGACUGGACAGUCCGUCACCACAUCACCUUACAUUCACUCUGCUGACGGAACCUGAAGACAACUGCUUCUGUUGGACUUGGACCGUAUGUUGGGAACUACAUGCUUUACCUCACAUGUGGUGAUUCUGCCAAAGCUAAAUGGGCCACAUUGGACAUGAACUGACAACCUCUGAUAUGUUGAGUAAUAGUUGAAUUAUUGCAAAUGUUUUAUAAAAGAGCUGAGAACUAA